Molecule: messenger RNA, 204 nt
Organism: Penicillium argentinense
Lineage: Eukaryota; Fungi; Ascomycota; Eurotiomycetes; Eurotiales; Aspergillaceae
Exons: 2
Coding region: 1-204 (67 amino acids)
Source: RefSeq, a predicted model, not a curated record
AUGCCCUUCAAACUAUUCUCUAAAAUUGCAAAUAAGGCUGGUCUAAUCGGGGUGCAUAUCAUGGUCGUCCGCCAUUCGCGAGGCCGCACUAGAAUUAUCCAAUCAAUCUGGCCGUCGGGUGACUGGAUUUACGGAAUAUUACCGGCUUGCGAAGAAUUUGAAGAAGAAUGCAAACUCCGCGAGGCUGCUGAUCUGGAGGACUGA